Molecule: messenger RNA, 311 nt
Organism: Staurois parvus
Lineage: Eukaryota; Metazoa; Chordata; Amphibia; Anura; Ranidae
Source: the annotation of a GenBank genome assembly
AUGGAUCGUCUGGGUAGCGUAAGGCGUAGUCAGGCAGGCCAGGUCAGCAACGUGCGGGCAGCGAGGUACCGAAGGAGCAGGCAGAGAAUGGUCAGGGUCACAAGCCGGGUUCAGUAACUCAUGGGCAGCGCGGUACAGAGGAUCAGGCAGAAGGAUGGUCAGGCAAGCCAGGGGUUAAACAGGAGAUGGUCAGCAACAAUGCAGAGGUCGGCAACAGAAGAUAGGCAGAGGAACAGGAACACAGGAUGCAGGUACAGGGGCUCAUGGGAAACAACACCAAGGCACUGACUGCAGGCCUGGCCAUUCCUUAA